AUGGUAGAAAAUCGACAAGAUCAUGUCCUCGCGAUCAUUUGCGUUUUCACGGUCUUCGCAUUUAUCUUCGUCCUAACAAGGGCAUACUCUCGAUACCUCGGACGGAACUUCGAUUGGGAUGACUACCUCAUAAUAAUCGCCAUGGCUCUUCUGCUUGUCGACACUACCGCAACCUGGAAGUAUAUCAUCCUUAGCGGCACCGGAUUUCAUAUAUGGGAUCUCCCAAAGAAGUCAGUCGAGGAAAAGCUCGUUGCGCUCAGAUGGAAUUUCGCAGUCCAAAUGUUCUACCAUCCACUGAUGGGAUUGAUAAGAGCCUCGAUCAUUAUGUUUCUCUUCCGAAUGAAAGACACUCGUCGACGUAUACGCUACUCGCUGCAUGUUGUCUUCUGGCUCAACAUCUUCUACACCGUCGGAACAACUCUUGUCAACAUCUUCCAGUGCAAUCCCGUGCGUUACACCUGGACGAAGCCUGCCAUGGAUCGCGUUGGCGCAGACGGCAAGACCAUUCAGGGCGGGACGUGUGUUGAUGCUCGCACAUUCAUCCUGACAAGCUGCGCACUUAGUAUAUUCAUGGACCUUAUAAUAAUCCCAAUCCCCAGCCUCAUGGUCUGGAACCUUCAAAUGUCCAAACGCACGAAAUUCCUCGUUGUCAUUGUUAUGAGCCUGGGAUGGGUAUCGACAGGUGUGUCAGUAGGCCGCUUCAUAGUCUACUACUACCGCUUCGCCCCCUCAAACACCGACCGCACAUGGAAUACCGGUAUCGGAAUCUCCAUAGCUGAGCCAGCGGUGCACAUAAUGACCGCCUGUGCCCCGGCAACCAAAUGUCUCUUCCGAAUACUGUUCCCAUCAUUUGGCUCGACGGGGACGGCUGGUUAUUACGAAGAUCGCACGCACACGACGGGUAGGGCGAGCAAAAUGGGAUCUAAGUCCUCAAGAACGCUAGGAAACUUUCGUUUUGGGCUGUCGAACAAUGGGCAUGAGGAUAUUACGGUCGAAUUGGGGAGUGGGGUGGGGAAGAGCAGGAGGGACUUCAAAAGCGAGAGCACCUACAACUUGAAGCCCCGCGGGAGUGUCGAUUUGAGAGAGAAGAUGGAUAGGGAAGGAGAUGAUCGACAAAGUUUGGAGGUGCUAGAAACUGGGAGAAUAAGUUGCUCCAAGACGGGAUAUACUGAAAGGAGUGAGCCUGGCUACAAGUCGUAUGCUGUUCGCACAGUCAUCUCCGGCUGGGACGAGAGCUUCAACUCGAUUACGGGACUGAAUGGAUCUGGGAAAUCCAACAUCCUCGACGCAAUAUGCUUUGUGUUGGGUAUCAACAAUCUGAGUGUGGUUCGAGCGCAAAACCUGCAGGACCUUAUAUACAAGCGCGGACAGGCAGGCGUCACCAAAGCCAGCGUUACCAUCGUAUUCGAUAAUCGCGAUAAACCGAAAAGCCCCGUCGGCUUCGAAGAACAUGCGCAGAUCUCCGUAACUAGACAAAUCGUGCUCGGCGGAGCGAGCAAAUAUCUUAUAAAUGGGCACCGCGCACAGCAACAAAGCAUUCAGAAUCUGUUCCAGUCUGUGCAGCUCAACAUCAACAAUCCCAACUUCAUGAUCGCACAAGGAAAGGUGAUGCAGGUACUGAACUCGAAGCCCAAGGAGAUCCUGGCACUGCUGGAGGAAGCGGCCGGGACGCGCAUGUUUGAGGACAGGCGCGACAAGGCUUAUAAGACCAUGGCAAAGAAGGAAAUGAAGGUACAGGAGAUACAAGAGCUGCUCCGCGACGAAAUUGACCCCAAACUCGACAAGCUACGGCAGGAAAAGCGGGCGUUUCUGGAGUUUCAGCAGACACAGAGCGAGCUGGAGCGCCUGACUAAGCUCGUUGUCGCGCACGACUACACGCGCUACAACGAGCGGGUACGUCAAUCAGCAGAUGACCUCGAGGCGAAGAAGCAGAGAGCCAAAGACCUUGAAGAAUCAGCGGUGCACAUGAAGCAACAAAUCGAGCACUUGCAGGAUGACAUCAAGAAGGUCAAGGCUACGCGCGAAAAGGAGCUCCGCAAAGGUGGCAAGUUUCAGGCUCUCGAAGAGGACGUUAAGACACAUUCGCACGAGAUCGUUCGCUUAACAACGGUUCUUGACCUGAAGAACACGAGCAUGGCCGAAGAAGUCGAACGAAGGACGGACAUUGAGAAGAGCGUCAAGGAGCUGGAGAAGCAACUGUAUGAAAAGAAAAAGGCCUACGGACAACUGCAGGAGAAGUAUCAAACUGCUCACGAUGAAUUGGCGAAACAAACAGAAGAAGUCGAGAAAAAGGAAGAGCUCCUUCAGACUCUACAAACGGGUGUAGCAUCCAAAGAAGGUCAAGAAAGUGGUUACCAGGGCCAACUACAGGACGCCAGGAAUCGAGCAAGCGCCGCAGCCACUGAGCAAGAGCAAAAUAAGCUCAAGAUUUCGCAUCUUGAGAAACAAAUCAAAGAAGACGAACCGAAAGCGAAGAAGGCAAAAGAGCAGAAUUCUGGCUUGCUAAAGGACUUGGAGACGCUGAAGACCCAGGCGAAGAGGCUCGAAGCUGACUUGGUCAGAUUGGGCUUCGACGAGGGAAAGGAGUCGGAAAUGUAUCAGCAAGAGUCGCAUCUCCAGGCACGAAUCCGAGAGUUGAAGCAACAAGCGGACGGCCUUAGGCGCCAGGUUGCCAACAUCGACUUCAACUACAGCGACCCGUCUCCGAACUUUGAUCGAUCUCGCGUCAAGGGGCUUGUCGCCCAGCUUUUCACGUUAAAUAAAGAGCAUACGCGCGCAGGUACCGCCUUGGAGAUCUGCGCUGGAGGUCGACUUUAUAAUGUCGUGGUGGACUCCGCUGCGACUGGCAAGCAGCUGCUCGAGAAUGGCCGAUUGAAGAAGCGAGUCACCAUCAUUCCUCUCAAUAAGAUUGCUGCCUUCAAGGCCUCAGCAGAAAAAAUCGGCGCUGCGCAGAAGAUUGCUCCUGGUAAGGUGGAUUUGGCAUUGUCCUUAGUUGGGUAUAACGAUGAAGUCACGGCAGCCAUGGAGUACGUCUUCGGUUCGACUCUUGUAUGCGAGGACGCCGAGACUGCUAAGCGCGUAACGUUCGAUCCCGCAGUGCGGAUGAAAAGUGUCACUCUUCAGGGCGAUACCUAUGAUCCUGCAGGUGUCCUAUCCGGUGGUAGUGCGCCCCAGUCUAGUGGAGUUCUCAUCACCCUACAGAAGCUCAGCGAGAUCACCACAGAGUUAGGGUCGCAGGAGACCCAGCUUCAUGCCCUUCAAACGACCAUGGCUCACGAGAAGAAAAGGCUAGAUGGUGCACGCAAAUCGAAGCAGGAGCUUGACCUCAAGAAGCAUGAGAUCAAGCUCACCGAGGAGCAGAUUAGUGGCAAUUCAUCUUCAUCAAUAAUACAUGCCGUCGAGGAGAUGAAGCAAACCAUCGCCCAGCUUAAGGAAGAUAUCAAGGCUGCGAAAGCACGACAAGACGAGGCGAAUAAGGAAAGCAAGCGCAUCGAGCGUGAUAUGAGCGAGUUUAACAACAACAAAGACAGCAAGUUGGCGGAGCUACAAUCAUCGCUAGAGAAGCUGAAGAAAGCUUUAAGCAGGAAUAAUGCAUCCAUAAAGCCUCUGCAGUCGGAAAUGCGGGAAGCCAUGGUCGAAUCCGAGCAAUGCGGCAGUGACCUGGCGGCUGCACAAGAACAGCUUGAGGAGGUGCAAGUUACUCUAAAGUCACAACAGGAAGAGGUUCAUGCGCUUUUGACUGAGCAAGCCCGCGUGAAGGAUGCACACGAUCUAGCCCAAUCCCACCUGAGCGACGAGCAAGCAAAACUGACUGGUUUCGACGACGAGCUUCGGUCACUCGAAGACACGAUAAGAUCGAAGAGCUCUUCCAUAACAGAAGGCGGCCUGGAACAACAGAAACUCGGGCAUGAGAUUGAUAGAUUUCACAAAGAACAAGAGGGCGCAGCAAGUCAUGUAAAGUCGCUUGAGAAAGAAUACGACUUCAUUGCCGCAGACUCUGAGCUCUUUGGACGGGCUGGUACAGUUUACGACUUCAAAAGUGUGAACAUGGCAGACUGCAAGACCAAGCGUAAAGCCUUGGAAGAGCAUUUCCAACGUAAGAAGAACAAGAUCAAUCCCAAGGUCAUGGCCAUGAUCGACAAUGUGGAAAAGAAGGAAGCUAGCCUAAAGAGGAACAUGUCGACUGUAAUCAAAGACAAGACGAAGAUUGAGGAGACCAUCGUCAAGCUUGACGAGUAUAAAAAGGAGGCUUUGCACAAGACAUGGACUACGGUCAAUCGCGACUUCGGAUCGAUCUUCAACGAGCUUCUGCCGGGCAGCUUUGCGAAGCUUGAUCCACCGCAAGGCAAGUUGAUCUCUGACGGGCUGGAGGUCAAGGUCCAGCUGGGCAAGGUAUGGAAGCAGUCAUUGAGUGAGCUAAGUGGUGGCCAACGGUCUCUCAUUGCCCUUUCGCUCAUCAUGGCAUUGCUACAAUUCAAGCCUGCACCAAUGUAUAUUCUGGACGAAGUCGACUCUGCGCUCGAUCUGUCGCAUACACAGAACAUUGGCCGCCUGUUCAAAACUAGGUUCAAGGGCUCGCAGUUUAUUGUUGUGAGCUUGAAAGAUGGCAUGUUCCAAAACGCGAAUCGCAUUUUCCGCACACGGUUCGUUGACGGGACGAGUGUGGUUACAGCAACGGCUGGAUCAGAGAAGUAG
This is a messenger RNA of Cucurbitaria berberidis CBS 394.84, 4695 nucleotides long. RefSeq lists its product as uncharacterized. Gene Ontology annotation, cellular component: chromosome. The transcript has 8 exons. Gene Ontology annotation, biological process: chromosome organization. Gene Ontology annotation, molecular function: ATP binding; ATP hydrolysis activity; protein binding. The record is from RefSeq and is a predicted model, not a curated record. The coding region runs from base 1 to 4695 and encodes 1564 amino acids. NCBI's taxonomy places the organism in Eukaryota, Fungi, Ascomycota, Dothideomycetes, Pleosporales, Cucurbitariaceae.